Cadophora gregata is the source of this 2136-nucleotide messenger RNA. RefSeq lists its product as uncharacterized. The coding region runs from base 753 to 1913 and encodes 386 amino acids. The transcript is spliced from 4 exons. The record is from RefSeq and is a predicted model, not a curated record. Lineage: Eukaryota; Fungi; Ascomycota; Leotiomycetes; Helotiales; Ploettnerulaceae.
GUCCUCGGGAGCUUGAAACAAACAAACUUUAAAUCUACGAGCCGAAUGGCUGUCAUUCGAGGGGGAGUAUCCGCGUCCACUUAGCUCAGCGCCAACUCAUCAGACGCGAGAAAUAGUGUUGACUAGAACGUUUCGCUUGCCAGCCACCGGCAACCAUGACAAGGGGCCAGAUCGAGCCCAGACAUCCAGAUCUGCAAUGCUUUCAUCUUUGCGAUAUCAGGAGUACCUGCUCUAGGUUUCUAGACAGUUGAAACAUUGUGAUGUGGUCGGGUACAUUGCCCCAGGCCCAAGAGCGCGUCCGGGCAGGAAGAAACGAAACAUUAUUCUUGUGCUGAAAGGGGAUGGAAUUGAGGCUAUUGACGAUCAGCGAGUACUUGCGCUACAUAAGCUCCAGCACCAAAGGUCCCCUUUAAUUAUCGCCAGCCUCUCCCGUCAGCUCGGCGACAUGUGAAGUAGUGAUGAGAACGUCUCGUCAUGACCUACCAUCCCGUCUCCCUUCAAUCACGGCAUCGAAGUCUCGACGGCGCUAAAUAUGUAGGUCGGCGUUAUGUGUGCGUGGCGCUGAGUGGUGUCCUUGGUGGUGACCGGAUCGAGGCAAUCUACAGCCAUGUAGAUAAAGACAUCUUCACUCGCUCUUCAGUCGAACCUCUCUUACAUUGCCACCUUCUUUUUUCGUCACCAAAUAUCUACAUUCCUUUAUCGCGCUGUGUGCUGUUGUUUUUUUCUCUUCUUCUUCACCAAGAACGUCCAAGAUGGCUGUCAUUAUGCAAACAUUCUACCUUUUCACUUUAGCACAGCUUGCUGUGGCCGGUCCACUCGCUUACCGUGCUACUGUGCCUGCUCCAGUUAUCAAGGGCUCGACUACAGUACAAAACAUUACUUCAAACUUUCCGUGGACGAUACGAAGAGAUGGUGGUGGUGGGGGUACGAUCAAUGGCAAACAUAUCAUCAACUUCGCGGAUACCACAACAGCCAACACCCAAGCUCUCGCAGAGUUCGGCUUCCUACCAUUUACUUCCAAUUCGAUAGCAAUUGCCGGCGAGGACGGCAUGCAUGUAACAGACAUCGGUGUUUCUGACGAUACAUGGGUCAAGCAAAUGUGGCCAUUCGCAACGAGCAAGACACCCAUCGAUGGCGUGACUGGAGAAGAGAACUCGCCAAAUCACCGCCACGCUAUCUGGCCAAACACAAACAUUGUCUCUGGAUGCGGUGGCACUUGCGGCUAUACAGUAUCGGACGUCCUCGACAUCACCUUCACCCCUUACGCCGAGAAGUUUCUCUACUCUACACUUGCCAAAAUCACAAUCGGAGAUGCUGGUCCUGUUGUUACACGAGAGGCUGUUGCGUUGUGGUAUAAAUAUCAGACGAAUUAUGGCCAGUUUGGAUUGGCACGAGCCCGGGAUGGCUCGAAUGAUAUCUUUCUUUUCGCUGCACCAGAUGGUGCACUUGGUCUCAAGGUUGCUCGUGUCGAUGAGGCAGACAUCGCAGAUAAGAGCAAGUAUAGAUUUUGGAAUGGCAAGACUUGGGUUAAGAACCCACCGGGAGCACAAGAUACUUCUGCGAAUAUCUUCCAGUACAACCAAGGUGGCUAUGGUGUUGGCACUGGGGAUAUCUUCUGGAACGAGCACCUCGGCACAUGGAUUGCAGUCUUCAAUGAUGAGCUCGUUGGAAACAAUAUCUUCAGACUCAUGUACUCGACCACGGGAUGGAUUGUUGGUCCCUGGUCGACUGAGCCCAUCAAUGCAUACGAUUCAUUCAGCUGCGGUGACAGUCCGAACGCCGAAAAAUGCUCCGUGACAUACAACUAUGGCACACAUGCUUACCCAGACAUCGACCCAACCGGAAAGACUCUUCUUCUUGGUUGGACGUAUGAUGGGCACCAGACUAUGUUUGCUACGAUUGAGUUUGAAUAGAUUUCAGCUCUCUUUUCUUUUGUUUGCUCUAUAUUCUCUUCUUGAAGAUACUUUUUAGAUAGACGGGCUUUGGAAGAAGGGAACGGCGUGUAGCGGAGGCGUUUCAAGAAUUGAGAGUCUUGGUACAGGUUCCAACUGCUUUGAAUGAUUUUUAGUCCUAUGAUGAAUGAACUUCUGAUGACCGGCGAAGACUCAAUUUCCCGUCCACAGAUCUUUAGUGAAG